AAACAAAGCCUAAGUUUAUAGCUAUGGAUAUUUUAAUUUUCUUUAUUUAUUUCACAUAUAAGUAAGUCCUUACCCCGCUCAUGAUGACGACGUGUGACCGCUUCCAACCCCAUUAUUUUUUGUCGUCACCUGGCCAACCUCUGUUUCCCACAAUGCUUGUAUCGGCUUUGCGCGCCGGCAACCAAACUAGAGAAAAUUAAAUCUGGGGAAGAAUAAGGAACGUAAUUAGAGAUGACGAGAGGAGAAUAUCAGUGUGAAACGGAAACCCAUGUUUUGAUGUUUCCAUUGCCUGCUCAAGGUCACGUCAACUGUAUGCUUCAACUGGCGGAGCUUCUGGUUCUCUCCGACGUCCAUGUCACCUUUCUCAACACAGAGCACGUCCACCACCGCCUCCUUCGUUUCGCCGAUGUCCCUUCUCGUUUAGCAGCCUAUCCCACUCUCCACUUUGAGACUUUCUCCGACGGACUUCCCUCCGACGACCCCCGACACGGAGACAAUUUAGGCGAACAUAUCAAACAGGUGAAUUUGACCGCUCUGCCUCAGUUGAGGGAGAUAUGCAUGGAAGAUUCUGGAAAGCCUAGGUUCAGCUGUAUCGUUGGAGAUGGCAUCUUUGGACGCCUCACCUACGAACUAGGACAAGAACUCGGGAUUCCGGUAGUUUAUUUCCGUACCGUUAGUGCUUGCAGUUUUUGGGCUUAUUUUUGCGCUCCGAGGCUACUUGAAUGCAACGAACUUCCUAUUCGAGGUGAAGACGACAUGGAUCGCAUGAUAACCAGUAUCCCUGGUAUGGAAAACUUGGUUCGAUGUCGGGAUCUCCCCAGUUUCUUUCGAGGAACACAUAACGGUAACCUUCCUCUAGAACCUGUGGUGUUCGAGACCCAUCAAUCGCUGCGAGGACAAGCUCUGAUUUUAAACACAUUUGAAGACUUAGAAGGCCCGGUCCUCUCCAAGAUUCGCCUUCACUUUCCCAGACUCUACGCCCUCGGCCCUCUCCACGCACACCUUACCUCCAGAAAAGCCGCCAAAACGAUGUCGUCGGAGGAGAAACCGGCAGCUUCCUUCAUCAGCAGUCUCUGGGAAGUGGAUAGAAGCUGCAUGACGUGGCUCGACGCUCAGCCACCUAAAUCGGUGAUAUAUGUGAGCUUCGGAAGCAUAACCACAAUCUCGAGAGAUAUGCUCAUGGAGAUAUGGUACGGUUUAGUGAACAGCAAGAAACGGUUCUUGUGGGUGAUCCGACCCGACAUGGUGGCAGAACAAGACGGGAAGGAUCUGCCAUUGGAGCUUGUGGAAGGGACGAAGGAGAGAGGGUGCAUGGUGGGUUGGGCCCCACAACAGGAUGUUCUUGCACACGCGGCGAUUGGUGGGUUCAUGACACACAGUGGAUGGAACUCGACGUUGGAGGGCGUGGUAGCCAGCGUUCCGAUGAUAUGCUGGCCAUACUUUGCAGACCAGCAGAUAAACAGCAGAUAUGUGAGUGAGGUGUGGAAGAUAGGGUUAGAUAUGAAGGACACGUGUGAUAGGAAAGUUGUGGAGAAGAUGGUAAAUGAUGUGAUGGAGGAGAGGAGGGAGGAGUUUGAGAAAUCAACGCAAGCUAUGGCCAACUUGGCCAAAACGAGUGUACGAGAAGGUGGAUCUUCCUACUCUGAUUUUGACCGUUUGGUUGAGUUCUUGAAAUUACUUGGUACUCGGCAAAAGCAAAGUUGACGGCGGAGAAUCUUUCUUGUUUCCUUCUUCGGCCAUGGAUGGACUUUCAUGGCCGAUUCUUCUUCCACUUUGUGAAGUUAUCACUUCAUACUACCCUGAUUAUGAUUUAUAAUUUAUAAU
This is a messenger RNA of Neltuma alba, 1824 nucleotides long. RefSeq names its product 7-deoxyloganetic acid glucosyltransferase-like. The record is from RefSeq and is a predicted model, not a curated record. Lineage: Eukaryota; Viridiplantae; Streptophyta; Magnoliopsida; Fabales; Fabaceae. Bases 232 to 1704 code for a protein of 490 amino acids. The transcript is spliced from 2 exons. Gene Ontology annotation, molecular function: quercetin 7-O-glucosyltransferase activity; quercetin 3-O-glucosyltransferase activity.